AAAAAAUUCUCAUUGCUCAAAAAAAACAAGGCUUAUUUAUCAAAAUUCACCUAAAAAAAGACUUAUUGCUAAAAAAAUUGAUUCUAAAAAAAUACUUAUUUUAAAAAAACUUGAUUCUAAAAAGAGACUUAUUUCACUUUCUAAAGAAAACUACUUACUUCACAAGCAGUUAAUCCAAUUAGCGGUCCUUCUUUACAGUCGUUUUUGUCUGGACUAGGGAUUCAUAUGUGGCAUGUUCUCGACAAAAAAAAAUGAUCAUCAGUUACCAGGUGUAUAGUAUGUGGUUGUAAUAAUAACAAUCAACAAUCACUACAUCGAUAGUGUAUCACCACUAGGUAAUAAUUUACAUGUUUCUAGGCAUUUCAUUGUUAUGUACAAAUAGGGAAGUGAGUAUUCAAAUGUCACCAACAAGUAAAAUACGGUAUUAAUACAUCAUAAAACUAUAUAAUGCAAGUUUUACAUUGAUGGAGAAUGAUAUUAGUAUCCUGAUAAACAAGAUAAUAUAAAAGAUAAUCUAGCAAGCAAGUGGCAUAACUCUUGUUUAUCCAUAGCGAGGCAAACUUAUCAAAACUUUUCUCUCUCUGUUGUUAUUAAGCAUACUAAGUCUUGUGACAAUCUUGCUGAUUUGUUCACUAAAUCAUUAUCGGCGCCAUCCUUUGAGAGAUGUGUGUGUGGAAUCGGUAUGAUGAGACUUAGGGAUAUGCAAGGUUCAGGGGGAGAAACUUCACAAACUCGUCGUUAAAAUCUCGGUCCCGAUGAUCGAAUACUCAACUUCACGGUUGAGUGGAUUGUACUCUUUUUUCCUUGAGUGAGUUUUCCUGAUGUUUCUCACACGAGGUUUUUGACGAGGCAAUUCGUGCAAUACAAUAACGUAUACUAUGUGCUCUUUCUCCAUAUUUUUCUCACUGGAUUUUUUGGAGUUUGAGGCAUGAAUAUACGGAUAACUGCCCGAGGGGGGUGUUGGGAAACUGAUGGGCCGAUAGGAGCGGCCGCAGCCCGACUCAGCCAACGCCCUCCUGUUGACCGAGCGUUUCCCUCGCUUAGUGUAAAGUGGGCACUUAUCCCUCCACACCCUAGUUAUAUACAGAGGAAAGCACCCUUUGUACAUACAGUGGAUGAUGAUUAAUAAAGAGAGCACUACCCCUACAUCUCUGUGUCAGUUUUACUUCUUGUACCUUUACGUGAUCGACUACGCCUACGAUGCUAUCGUUCCGCAACCCUUAGACCGGACUCACCGGCAAAAGUUGUGGAACAAUUAGUACGACUAAUCUGUUGCCUUUGCGAGAAAGAAUGGUGUUGAAUCAUAUACCACGCCUAGAUUAAUAAUGUUUGGAAAUUAUUUCAGUCAUCAAGUCUUCUACAUUUUUUUUUGCGGGAGAACUCUUCUACAUAUAAGAAAACCAUACUAUGUAGGUUCAUCAUAACUUGCAACAAGAAUAUAUAUAUUUUUUUGAAAUGGUCACCGGGGGGGAAAGGCUCCUCACCUGAAUAUAUUUCAAAAGGCCAUAAUGCCAAAUUAAACAACCAAAUCAUAUUCUCAGGACUUUUUCAAGAAGAAGCAACAAUCGUUGCUUGUCAUUUUCAUUAAGAUUGGGGAAGAAGAGCGUAUUGUAGUAGUAGUAGUAAAGUUGUAUGCAUCAGCUACCAGUUAUCACUUAUCAGUAACACUCGAGCCCAAAAUCUUACCGAACUUCCCAACACCCACUUCCGUCAGUUGUUUAUUUUUCAAUUAUCUCAUAUAAGAACAGCACCAAAUUCAAAUUGUUGAAGUACCCAUGGGCCAUGGAAUAGUCUGAUGCCAGGUCGGUCCAACACAACACAAGCCCUAGAAUAACAGCUUCUCACCAUAUUCAGAAAGAAGAAAGGUGCACAGCUCACUCACUCAGAUACGGUGCUACGACGAAAAAGAUGCGAAUGACGCGCACUUGAGAGUAUUUUACUCUGAGAGAUCUCUUACUCUGAGAGAGUCCAGGAAGCCAGAAGAGCUAUACUAUCAUCAACUUGCACUUGUAUAAUGGAUCCGACCAGCGUCAAUAAUGUGUCAAUGUGUGCAGUCUAGAGCCUAAUAAACAUUUGAAAAACUGGCGUAAUGGUGCGUCUCCGCCGACCAGGAUGGUCUCUACCUACGAUUAAGUAAAACCAGAAUCAUCUCUGUUCUGUUAAUCAGCUGAUCAAUAUCAAUUUUUUGUAAGAAAAGUGUAACGCCCAUACGUGUGGGGGUUAGCCAACUCACCUACAUGCCUUCAUCACCGUCCAAUAACUUAUGCAUGAAUCUUGGCACGAAUUAGCUGAUUUUGUAUACCACGUAAGACAACUCGCGUGUGUGGUGUGUGAGAAAGGUCGCCCACACAUUCGUUUUACCACACGAAGGGGCCGGUGUGUGGGCGUUUAGCAGUUCGCCCACACACCAGUUUUCAGUCACGCACAAGGGCUGGUGUGUGGGCGUUUGCCAUCUCGCCCACACGCACGCCUCCUCUCCCACACCCAAGCUGCCAGUUGCCAUGCGUUUUGCAGUGUACAUGGCAACUGCCCUAGUAUGAUUGCAAGCAGAUGGCAACUUUUUUUUUGUACCCGAACAUGUCAGUUGCCAUAUGUUUUGCAUGGUACAUGGUAAACUGCCCUAGCGUGCACGUAAGCAGAUGGCAACUCUUUCUUUUUACAUGGCAGCUGCCCUAGCGUGCUUGUGAGCACAUGGCAACUCUCUCUUUUACCCGAACAUGUUUUUUUGCCAUGCCUUUUUUUGUAGUGCUACAUGACAACUGCCUAGUGUUAGUAGGGGGCAACUCCUAAAGUUUUGAAAUCAUAGCAACUGCAGUAGACCAGACCACACAUGGCAACAGUUGUAGUCGUUCAAAAACUGGUAAUCUGGAACUUUGACCUGAGAUGGCAACUGCAGUUGAAAAAACAUGGCAACUGUAGUUGUCCGACAUGGCAACCGUAGUUCAGCAACAUGGCAACUGCACUUAAACGAACAUGGACGAGGGUCCGGCCCAUGGCAACUGCGGGCGCGCGGUAAAGUCACGUGGGGCGUGCGGGACCACGAGGUACGAGGCCUGACGUACCGGGCGUGUGGGCGUUAUCUAUUUCGCCCACACGCACGCGUAUAAGAGGGACCGGGAGGGAAACAAAGAGGCGUGUGGGCGCUAGUUGUUUUGCCAACACACAGGCGUGUGGGCUGGUCCUCUUAGGCACCACACAGAACAUGUGGGCAGAUCCCUUAACGCCCACACGUGUGGCAGUUAUCGGCGUCUUUUUUUUUAUUGCAUCAGUGCCUCCGAAUCCGAUUCAGGUAUCUGAUGAAGGAAAGAGCUCUAGCACUUCUGAUUUCUUGGAAGGAAGUUCUUGUUUCCAAGAAGCAGCCCUGUGUAGUCAGAUGCAUGUGAACAUGUUGACUACUGCAGCAGCAUUACGCCUCGUCAUUAAAUAACGGGAGCAAGUUGGAGGGACGGCUCCUCCUCCUUUUCAGUUUCAGUUAUCAGCCACUUGAGCCCACUGAUCGAUGGCACGUCCAAAACCAGCGCACCACGCCCCAUAUUCCCUCACCAACCUUCACUUCUCCACACCCAUGGCCGCUCGUCUCUGCAUCUGCAUGGCGGCGCUCCUCGUCUCGCUGAUGCCAUGUGGCGCGGCACAGCCGGCGUCGUCCAACGCCGCGGACCUGGCCGCGCUGCUCGCCUUCAAAGCACAGGUCGAGGACCCUCUCGGCAUCCUCGCCGGCAACUGGACCGCCGCCGCGUCCCCUUGCUCCUGGGUCGGGGUCUCAUGCGACCGCCGCGGGCAGCGCGUCACCGGCCUAGAGUUCGACGGCGUGCCGCUCCAUGGCAGCAUCGGCCCGCAGCUUGGCAACCUCUCCUUCCUCUCCAGCCUCGUGCUCAGCAACACGAGCCUCGCCGGCCCCGUGCCGAGCGAGCUCGGCGGCCUGCCCCGGCUCCAGAACCUCGUCCUCUCGUACAACAGUUUGUCAGGUGCCAUCCCCUCCGCCCUUGGCAACCUCACUGGGCUCCAGUCUCUUUACCUCGACAGCAACAACUUCUUCGGCGCAAUCCCAUACGAGUUUCAACACCUGAGGAAACUUCAGUCGCUGAGAUUGUCACACAAUGACUUGAGCGGGCCGAUACCGCCUGGCCUGUUCAACAACACGCCCGAUCUGCGUGUGGUACGUCUCGGGUCGAACCGGCUGACGGGAGCGAUUCCUGACAGCAUCGGCUCGUCGUCGAAGCUCGAGUGGCUGGUCCUGGAAGGCAAUCUUCUCUCAGGCCCCAUGCCUCCUGCUAUCUUCAACAUGUCCCAGCUGCAAGUCAUAGCCAUCACAAGGAACAAUCUCUCAGGUCCAAUCCCUGGAAAUGAGAGCUUCUACCUCCCCAUGUUGGAAGUGUUGUCCCUCAAUGAAAACCAGUUUGAGGGACCUAUCCCGCCAGGUCUUUCGGCGUGUCGGAACCUUGACACGCUCUCCCUCGCCGUGAAUGAUUUCACCGGUCCCGUGCCAUCGUGGUUGGCAACAAUGCCGAACCUCACAAGAAUUUACCUGUCAACAAAUGGCCUCACUGGAAAGAUCCCUGUGGAACUGAGCAACCACACUGAGCUUCUCGGUUUGGACCUUAGCCAGAACAAACUUGAGGGGGGAAUCCCACCAGAGUUUGGACGGCUGACAAACCUCAGGUUUAUGAGCUUUGCCAACAACCGAAUAACAGGUCCCAUUCCUGAUUCCAUAGGCAAUCUUUCUAACCUCACAACCAUAGAUUUCUAUGGAAAUGGUUUGACUGGAUCCGUGCCAAUUUCAUUUGGGAACUUGCUGAACCUUCGUCGCAUCUGGCUUGAUGGGAACCAGCUCAGUGGGAACCUCGACUUCCUGUCUGCAUUCUCAAAUUGCAGGAGCCUGAAUACAAUCAGCAUGGCAAACAACACAUUCACAGGGAGUCUGCCAGCCUACAUUGGAAACCUUAGCACAGUCCUCGAGACUUUUAUAGCAGAUAACAACAGGAUCACAGGAAGCAUCCCGGGUACAUUUGCCAAUCUUACCAACUUAUUGACUCUGUCACUCAGUGGAAACCAGCUGAAUGGGACGAUCCCCACACCAAUCACUGCAAUGAGCAAUCUCCAAGAACUCAACCUUGCCAACAAUAGCUUGUCUGGCACCAUUCCAGCAGAAAUCAGUGGAUUAACAAGCUUGGCUAAGUUGCAUCUUGACAGCAAUAGACUCAUUGGUCCCAUUCCAAGCAGCGUCAGUAACCUAAGCCAGAUACAGAUUAUGACACUAUCCCGCAACUCGUUAUCUUCAAAUAUACCAACAAGUCUAUGGCGACAACAAAAACUAAUUGAGCUUGAUUUGUCACAGAACUCUUUCAGUGGUUCCCUGACGGAAGAUGUAGGGAAACUGACUGCAAUUACCGAGUUGGACUUGUCGAGUAACCAGCUAUCAGGAGAUAUCCCAACUUCAUUCGGCGCAUUGCAGAUGAUGAUCAAUCUGAAUCUGUCCAGAAACUUAUUAGAAGGAUCAAUACCAGACUCACUUGGAAAGUUAUUAAGUAUUGAGGAGUUGGACUUCUCCUCCAAUGCACUUUCUGGCGCCAUUCCGAAGUCAUUGGCCAACCUCACUUAUCUUACCAACCUGAACCUCUCUUUCAACAGGCUAGAUGGACAGAUACCAGAAGGGGGGGUGUUCACCAACAUCACCUUCAAAUCAUUGAUGGGAAAUAGUGCACUCUGUGGCCUUCCAAGGUUAGGAAUAGCGCCAUGCCAAAACAACACACACUCAAGGUCAAAACAACUACUGCUGAAAGUGAUAGUACGUGCAGUAGUGACAUUAUCUAUUUUAUCAGCUUGCAUGUACAUGUUAGUUAGAAGAAAGAUGAAUAAGCAAGGAAAGAUGUCACUACCCUCAAACACAGACUUGACGAACUACCAGUUGAUCUCAUACCAUGAACUUGUCCGUGCAACAAGCAACUUCAGUGAUGAUAACCUGCUAGGGGCUGGAGGCUUUGGUAAAGUCUUCAAAGGUCAGCUAGAUGAUGAGUCUGUCAUUGCGAUAAAGGUCCUCAAUAUGCAAGACGAAGUAGCUUCAAAGAGCUUUGACACGGAGUGCCGUGCACUACGAAUGGCCCGGCACCGCAACCUGGUCAGGAUAAUUAGCACUUGCUCUAAUCUUGACUUCAAAGCAUUGGUUCUUGAGUAUAUGCCUAAUGGCAGCUUAGAUGAUUGGUUGCAUUCAAGCGAACGGAGGCACAUCAGUUUUCUGCAAAGGCUUGGAAUCAUGCUGGAUGUUGCAAUGGCAGUGGAGUACCUGCAUCACCGGCACUUCGAAGUUGUCCUGCAUUUUGAUUUAAAGCCGAGCAACAUUUUGCUUGACAUGGACAUGACUGCACAUGUUGCCGAUUUUGGGAUUUCCAAGCUGCUGGUUGGAGACGACAACUCUAUCGUGUUAACGAGCAUGCCCGGCACUGUAGGAUACAUGGCACCAGAGUUUGGAUCAACGGGGAAAGCAUCACGGAAGAGUGAUGUUUACAGCUUUGGGAUUGUUCUCCUUGAAGUCUUCACGAGGAAAAAACCGACUGAUCCAAUGUUUGCUGGUGAGCUGAGCUUAAGGCAGUGGGUUAAUCAAGCAUUCCCAUGUGAACUGUCAAGUGUCACUGACCGUGGCCUGCUGCAAGAUGAACCAAAGCACGGCAUUGAUAAGAUAAGCAAUCCCUCCGAGGACUCCUCUGCCGUCUUGAAUACUUUCCUGGUGUCCAUCGUCGAGUUGGGCUUAGUUUGCUCAAGAACUGCACCUGAUGAGAGAAUGCCAAUGGAUGAUGUGGUAGUCAGAUUAAACAAGAUCAAGUCAAAUUACUGUUCUCAAGUAAGGAAAUAAAGCAGAGCACCCUGCCUCACUCCUCACAAGAAAAAGCACCAGCAAACGGAGCAACAACAUAAAUUCUGACAUUAGCUGGCUCAGCUAGCUCUUUGUAAUGACUGUAAUUCUUCAUAUGACAGUAUAUAGUCGCUCUCUGUUCACCUAAAAAAACUGACAUUGUAAUGCCAUCCAAUGCAAAUAUCCCAUUCACAGCGUGAAACCCUAUAAAUCGUCACUUGGAGCGCAACUGUUUCUAUCGGAGCGGCUGCGGCAGGAGGACUGCUAACCAGUGUGUUAAGGCAUCAACUGGUAAAGCAUCACGGAUGAGCGAUGUGUUCAGCUAUGGGAUCAUGAUGCUAGAGGUCUUCACAGGGAAAAGACCCACUGACCCGCUGUUCUAUGAGGAGCUCAGCUUGCGGCAAUGGGUUACUGAAGCAUUUCCAACCAGGCUUAUAGAUGUUGUUGACAACGAGGUUCUAUCACACGGAAUCAAGAGUGAUUGCCAUGAUGGCAAUGACAGCACAUCGAGAGAGCAGUCUAUCAUUCUCAACACAUGCCUUGCAUCUGUAAUAGAGUUCAGUUUACAGUGCUCAUCAACGAUAUCUGAUGAAAGAACCGCAAUGGACAAGGUGGUAGUGAAGCUGAACAAGGUAAAGGUAGAUUACUGCUUGCAAAUGAGGUAGAGGACGAGCAAAACCACCUUCUGGCUUUUGCUAUCAUAUCGCCUGGAACAGAAGAUCCUCUACUUCUUGAGUUAACGACAAUAAGAAUUACCAGUUAUGUAGUAGAAAUAGAACUGUAAUCAUGCGCCAAUUGUAUAACUUGUUCUCUGUAACAGAUGGUCAAUAAUCUACUCCCUCCGUAAACAAAUAUAAGACGUUUUAGAUCACUAAAGUUGUAAACAGAUCAAUGCAGUCUGCUGGAUUAAGCAUCGUACAGGAAACUUA
Molecule: messenger RNA, 7776 nt
Organism: Aegilops tauschii subsp. strangulata
Lineage: Eukaryota; Viridiplantae; Streptophyta; Magnoliopsida; Poales; Poaceae
Biological process (GO): protein phosphorylation
Molecular function (GO): ATP binding; receptor serine/threonine kinase binding; protein kinase activity
Source: RefSeq, a predicted model, not a curated record